CUAUUUGUGCUUUUAGAGCUUCUAGAUUUCAUCCAACAUGGAAUCAGAAUAUAUAAUAGAGGGCAAUGCAAGGAUUACUGCAAAAAAUAUACCAAAUUCUAUUGCGUCAAGAUGCAUUUGUUAUAGACCGCAUUCUAACAUUAUAUGCCAUGGCUGUGGAUUUUGGACAAGAGGAAGAGUAAGAUACUGCUGUCCUCAACAUCCAAAGAUUGUUUUCCUCUACGAUUAUGCUCAAUGUCCACGCUGUAAAAGCUAUGAUUUCAUGCUGACAGAGAUCUGAAGCUUAUAAUAUAAUCUUACUACUAAUAUUAUAAUAUUUAGUAUUUUAUAUUAUUAAUAUUUAAAAAAACUAAUAUUUCGACAAUAAAACACAUUACUAGUAUUCUUAAUAUAUUUUGAUAGAUUCAAAUAAGAGCAAUUAUAUUGUGUUAAGAAAUCGAUUUUGGCUUGUUCAUAAAAAACUUAAUUUUCUUUUCAACUUUAAUAUAAUAUCUUUGAAGGUAAAUGGAGGGUACAAUUUAAAUAAGAAAUGAGACUUAUUAUUUUUAAACAUAUAUGUAUAUAAUAUAUAUAUUAACAUAUAUAUGUAGUACUUUAUCCAAUACAAACGAAAAAAAAUAAACGACAUACAAUUGUGUAUCAAGAGGCAUCUUUGCUUUUUUUCAAAUUGUUCUUAUGUGUUUGUUAGUUACAUUACUUUACGCUGAUCAGUCUUAAGCUUUUUUUUUAAUACAGAAGCCUGAGAGGAGCCACGCUGCCGUUUUUCGUAAGGGAUUCUAGUGCACGCAAGAUACUAGUUUCUCAACAUAAGAUGAAUUAUCAUGAAUUAUAGAACCAUUGUUAUGUAUCCCUCGGGCUCAUACUGUGAGUUUACGGGUUUAGCAAACCCGAGAUAUCAAAGUUAUCCAAUAUCUAGAGAUAUAGUCAUAAUUUUGUUUCGUAUCUUUAUUUCUAUUUUAUUUUAUUACUUUCAUCUUUAAUAUUCUAUUCUAUUAAGGUUUCAGCAAAAGUAUAAACUGUAAGAUAAAAGGAAAUAGUACAUUAGGUCGUGUAUUGGAUGAAAGUAGAAAAUUUUGUAGAAAUUUCUAUCCAUUCUCGGAUCGACUUUUGCGAUAAAAAAUACAUCUCUUCUUUGCAAUCGAAUUAAGCACCGAAGCUGCAUUCAUCUUUACUCGUUCUAUUCCUCCCUUCGUCGACAUUCCAAAUAUAUUGAAACUUGUAAAUAGAAAUAAUGGUAUAAAUUAAACGUGAAAGU
Messenger RNA from Formica exsecta, 1255 nucleotides. RefSeq lists its product as uncharacterized. The record is from RefSeq and is a predicted model, not a curated record. The transcript has 2 exons. NCBI's taxonomy places the organism in Eukaryota, Metazoa, Arthropoda, Insecta, Hymenoptera, Formicidae. Bases 38 to 280 code for a protein of 80 amino acids.